Nasonia vitripennis (jewel wasp) is the source of this 2473-nucleotide messenger RNA. RefSeq names its product leucine-rich repeat-containing protein 58. The record is from RefSeq and is a predicted model, not a curated record. Gene Ontology annotation, molecular function: protein binding. The coding region runs from base 1130 to 2179 and encodes 349 amino acids. NCBI's taxonomy places the organism in Eukaryota, Metazoa, Arthropoda, Insecta, Hymenoptera, Pteromalidae. The transcript has 5 exons.
ACCCCGUCAGUACACUGCAGAACCGCGCAUGUGUUUUCCUCUCUCGACUAUAAGCCUGCAGGUCAGGUUAGUCUCGUAUCUGGUGGGCUUUUUACAAACUAAACCUUCGCGUAAUCGCGAAAUGGCUACAGAAAAUAAUCGUUUGCAUAUUUACUCCUAAAAAAAGAGCAUGCAUAGACCCUGAACAAUAAUGUAUUAAAUAACUGGUUAAUAAGAAAAUAAAACUAACCGCAACGUUCCAUUCCUCGCUUUCGAAAAUUGAAAUAUCGUUCCUAUCGAAACGUCAAAACGAAAUCUGCGAUAAAAAAUCAACAAACAAAUUCUCUUUCUCUUUCUAUACAACGAGAAAGAUCACACGCACGCGAGUAAGUCGUCGCUCCCUACGAAGAGUAGCACUGUUCAAAUUUCCCGUCAUAAGUAGCACAACGCAUUUGACGCACGCUAAACUAGCACAACUCAAACUUUAAACAACGAAUUUCUAUAAAAAUUUCCCGAUUUUUGCGAAAAUGUCCCUAACGAACAUUUUUAAAUGUUCACAAUUUACAACUUUUUACCGAAUUUAAAAUUGUUUUCACAAAUACAAUAAUUUUUUACAAGCAUUUUUAUAAAUUCACUUUUUUUUAAAAAAUUCGCGAGUUGUGCUAGUCUUCGCGGGAAAUACGUGAGUUAUGCUACUCUUGGCGGCAUUUCUAAACUGUGCUACUCUUCGCGGCACAUAUAUAUCAUAUAUAAUAGCGAACGAGCGAAGCUCAUGAUCUUCUCCGCACGACAGCUGCUCUUAUGUGCGCAUCAGAGAUACGACGUGCGAUAAAAAUAAAACUCGUCGGAGGCGCAGCUGAUAAGCCCAAGUGUAUACUUACGGCCGCACACUUUGCUCUUUCUCUCUUCGCUCGGAGUGCGUCAGUCUCUCGGCGGCAUUUAUCAUGGGGGUCCGCUCCUCUUGACAUCCAUUGCACUCGUGCUUCGCGGGAGCGUGACUUUCGAUCGGGCUUUUUCGAGGUGGUACACACGAUUAUAGACGUGCGUUUACGGACUAUUGGUCGACGAGCAGAGCUGGAACAGCUGUGCGGUAUACGUGAUCGAGUGCUGGAGAGGACAAAUCGACUUUUUGCGAGAUUCUCCGACAAAAAUGGAAAGCUACACCUCGGAUUCGAGUGACUCGGACUCCAGCGCCAAGACCCUGGACUUGUCCUAUCUGAUGCUGGACUCUCAGGUCCUUCACGAGCACUUCAUGUGUACCCCAGCACCGGAGAACGUGGAAACCCUUUUGCUCCACCAGAAUCGCGUGAGUCAUCUGCCUGACAGUGUCAUCCGUUUCACGAACCUGGCAACCCUCGAUCUGUCCAACUGUGGCCUACAAAGGCUGCCGGAUUUUCUGUCCCAACUCGGACAGCUGGUCAGUCUCUCGGCGAAGAACAACGGACUGACUAACGAUGCCCUGCCCAAGAGUCUUGAAGGUCUGCCGGAUUUGAGAGAGAUCAAUCUCAGCGGGAAUAGGCUGACGGAGUUUCCUGAGCAGGUGCUGGAUCUGCCUGGACUCAGGUACCUCUAUCUCGGCGGUAAUCAAAUCAGCGAAAUUACGAAGGAUGUUUGGAAGAUUCAGCGCUUACAGGUCCUGUCAAUGGGAGGCAACAGGUUGGCGGAGGUUCCGUCGACGCUAGGACAACUUACCGCUCUACAAGCCUUAAUACUCUGUGAUAACAUGCUCGAGAGUCUUCCGAGUUCCAUAGCUAACUUGAAGAACCUGAAAUCCUUACUUUUACACAAAAACAGACUUCGAACACUGCCUACCGAAAUCAUAACUCUCAAGUGUCUGACUGAGCUGUCGUUGAGGGACAAUCCUCUUGUUGUGAGAUUCGUUUCGGACAUGGCGCACAAUACACCGAGUCUUUUGGAAUUAGCCGCCCGAGUCGUCAAAACCAACGAGAUCCCGUACAGAGAAGAAGACUUACCUAGAAACUUAAUUGAUUACCUCAACAGCGGUCAUCGAUGCGUCAACAAUCGAUGCAAAGGCGUUUUCUUCGACAACAGAGUGGAGCACGUGAAAUUCGUCGACUUCUGUGGCAAGUACAGACUGCCUCUGCUCCAGUACCUCUGCAGCAGCAAAUGCAUCGGUACUCGCGAGGGUGAGGAGGAGGCCGUCAGCGGAGCCAUGAUCCGCAAAGUCCUACUUGGUUGAACAAGCCAAGAUACAGUCGCCAAGACUCAGUGAUACUAUUUAUGUAACAUUUGUCCGAAAUUAUUUCUUUUUUUUUCCAAGUGCAAAUGAGAUAACAUUGCACCGAUGUGUCGUUGUGGAUCGAAAGUCCAACAGUAUGUGACUCGAUGCUGGAAGAUACGUGUACCGAAUAAUUAUUGUAAAAUUUACAUGCGACUCUUUGCGCUACAGACGAGUUUGCGUCGGAUGAUCUCAAGGGUUGUUUUUUAAUGAUUAUUUAAGCACGAAUAAUAAAAUGCUGCGUCGAAAAAUCGA